AUGCCGCCGAGACGGAAUGCGCCUGCGGGUAACGACAAUAACCUCUCUGCGAUAGAUCGAAUGGUUCAAGCAAUGGAGAGAAUGGCUGAGUUUAUGCUAGCUCAGCAAGGCCAAAACCAAAACCAGGGACAACCGAGAGUGGAUUUCGCUAAGGCAAUCGCCAACCGACAACCACCAUACUACGCAGGUGAAAAGGAUCCAGUAAUUUUGGAGGAGUGGAUCCGAACGUUCGACAAGUUGCUCAACGCAGUGAAUUGUCCUGCGAAUCAACGAGUAUCCUCUGCAGUCUAUUACCUGACGAAAGCCGCAGACAAUUGGUGGGCGACGGUCGGACCUAAUCUCCUGCAAGACCCAGCAUUUGGUUGGGAAGAAUUCAAGGUGGAAUUGAGGGAACAAUUCUACACCGAGAGUAUCAAAGGGAUUAAGUGCGAGGAGUUUCUGCGAUUGAAACAGAAGGGAGCGACUAUCCAGGAAUACUAUGAUCAGCACGUUGAGCUGAUGCGAUUUGCUCAAGAGAUCGUACCGGAUGAGGCGAGUAAGGCGAGAAGAUUCGUUCGGGGGUUGGACUGGAGUAUAAGGGGAAUGAGAAGAUUCGUUCGGGGGUUGGACUGGAGUAUAAGGGGAAUGAUAAGAUUCGUUCGGGGGUUGGACUGGAGUAUAAGGGGAAUGAUUGCACCUUUCAUGUGCUCUACCUUGAAAGAGGCGUAUGAUAGAGCCUCGGAUCAUUAUCAAGUAUACCUGGACCAACAGGAAGUCUACGGCCGAAGCAAGAGGAAAGCUGAAGACAAGUCUCGGAAGUUUCCAGCAGGAAACAAGAAGGCCAACCAAGGCAGCUUCAACCCAGUGCGAGGAAGAGAAGGGGUCAAUCAGGAAAACCGUCCUGCUUGCCCAAGAUGUGGGAGGAAUCACCCCGGAGUAAACUGUCAAGGGAUGAAGAUCAAAUGUUAUAGGUGUGGUCUCCUGGGGCACAAAUCUUUUCAGUGCCGAAGUCAAGAAGACAGUCCCCAAAAGCCUCUGCAGAAUGUGAAUCAGGGAAGGAGAUUCAAUGGGAAUGCCGGCUGGAAUUUCGCAGGAGCAGAAGACAAGAGGACCAACUCCCAAUCUGUAAAUUCAGGAAGACCAGCGAACGCCACGCCUGGUUCCAAUCACAAGGGAAAGCAGGUGAUGGGAGAAAGCAGCGGAGAGAGACAAGGCAGGAUUAACGUCGUCAAUAGCGCUUAG
This is a messenger RNA of Ipomoea triloba (trilobed morning glory), 1221 nucleotides long. RefSeq lists its product as uncharacterized. Bases 1 to 1221 code for a protein of 406 amino acids. NCBI's taxonomy places the organism in Eukaryota, Viridiplantae, Streptophyta, Magnoliopsida, Solanales, Convolvulaceae. Gene Ontology annotation, molecular function: nucleic acid binding; zinc ion binding. The record is from RefSeq and is a predicted model, not a curated record. The transcript has a single exon.